Paramecium octaurelia is the source of this 873-nucleotide messenger RNA. The record is from the annotation of a GenBank genome assembly. NCBI's taxonomy places the organism in Eukaryota, Ciliophora, Oligohymenophorea, Peniculida, Parameciidae.
AUGCUUAGAAGUUCUAAUUAUUGUUAAGAGCAUCCGAAUAGUAAAAUUGUUGGGAUUUGUAUUACAAAUUAAACCAACGAACUUUUGAGAAAGGUUUGCAUGGAAUGCAGUUUAAAAUUUAAAAUUCCUAAAGAAUAAAUAAUAUCCUUAUAAGAUUUAUAGAGCUAAUUACUUAUAAAAUCUAAUUAGUUAAAUAUGAACAAGAUAUUGGAAUCUAACAAAAUUAUGAAAACAUUGAAAUAUAAAAUUGAAUAAAGUUAGAAAGAAAUAACUUUAAUAAUGAAAAAUAUAAGAGAUUAAGUUGAUAAGAUCAUUGAAGAUUAAUCGAAAGAGGAUGAGAGAUUUCUGAAACUCGUUAAUGAAAAUUUGAAUCCUUUUGAAUGUUCUUAAGCAGAUUUAGAGUUCCUUGUCAAAUUUUUAAAAGAAGACACUUUUGAUGAAUGGAUUUAGAGGAAACAAUUGGUUACAUCUAAAAUAUAGAAAAUAAUUGUAUUUGUAGAAAGAAUAGUAUAAAGUGGAUAUAAUUUAAAUUUUCUUCUUGAUUAAGUUGAUAAUAAUUUAUAAAGCGCUGAUAACAAAAAAAAAGAAACUAUUCUCCGAUUAAAAGGAUUAAAAGGGUAAAACAAUAAAUUAGUGAACACAACAUUUUAUCUCAUCGAUAAAUAAAAUGGAGACAAAGUUUAUAAAAAAGAUAGUUAGAUACUUAGGAUGUAUAUUAUUUUUUUAUGUUAGAGAAAAGUUUAGAUUAGGAUAACUAAAUGAACAAAUAUUAUUUAACUUGGAAUAAAUGAAAUAUUUAGAAUAUAAAGGAUAAUACGGAAUAAAAGGAUAUAAAAUAAAAUAAUGGAAUUAUUUUUGGAAAGGAUAAUAAGU